CCAAAACCGUUAUAAAAACAAAGACAUAAUUAGGUGAAAGAGGCCAAACAUGUACAACCGGCCAAAACAACCAAACCCCUAUUUUAUUUUCUUUCUGUUUCUUUCUCCGCUGUUUGGUCGUUUUCACGUUUGGCUAACCAACCAAACAAAGAAUUCAAACGGAAGAAACAAACCAAACCUAAACUCCAAAUACAAAAAACUAAACAAAACUUGUUUAGUUACGGAUGUCUCAGGCCUUGGCUCCACCACCACUUCUGGUGGUCACCACCGUCGUCCCAGAUCCCCCCCACCCUCCCCCACCACCUCAACAAAAGCCGUACGCUCUGCAAUACGUGACGGAGCUUCUCAGCCGGAUCGGUAUCAAAGACACGGACAAAGAUGGCAACAUCAGCCCACAGAGCCCGAGAAGCCCAAGAAACAAUAUCCUCAUGGGAAAGUACGAGCUAGGAAAGCUUCUCGGCCACGGAACCUUCGCUAAGGUCUAUCUAGCCCUAAACAUAAAAUCCGGCGAAAACGUCGCCAUCAAAGUCAUCGACAAGGAGAAGAUCAUGAAGAGCGGUUUAGUCGCUCACAUCAAACGAGAGAUCUCCAUCCUCCGCCGCGUGCGCCACCCUUACGUGGUCCACCUCUUCGAAGUCAUGGCCACGAAGACCAAGAUCUACUUCGUGAUGGAGUACGUUCCAGGAGGGGAGCUAUUCAACAAGGUGGCUAAAGGACGUCUGCCGGAGGACACCGCCCGGAGAUAUUUCCAGCAGCUGAUCUCCUCCGUGUCCUUCUGCCACGGACGAGGCGUCUACCACCGUGACCUUAAACCGGAGAAUCUGCUCUUAGACGCUAAAGGCAACCUCAAAGUCUCUGACUUCGGUCUCAGCGCGGUGGCAGAGCAGCUCCGUAUAGACGGGCUCUGCCACACGUUCUGUGGGACUCCGGCGUAUCUUGCGCCGGAGGUUUUGACGAGGAAAGGGUAUGAUGCGGCUAAGGCUGAUGUGUGGUCUUGCGGAGUGAUAUUAUUCGUGUUGAUGGCUGGUCACAUCCCGUUUUACGACAAGAACAUAAUGGCUAUGUACAAGAAGAUUUACAAAGGGGAGUUUCGUUGUCCUCGUUGGUUUUCAUCUGAUCUUAUCCGGUUAUUGACUCGGCUUCUCGAUACUAAUCCGGAUACUCGGAUCACUAUACCGGAGAUCAUGAAGAGUAGAUGGUUCAAGAAAGGAUUCAAACAUGUGAAAUUUUACAUAGAAGAUGAUAAGUUAUGUAGGGAAGACGAGGAGGAGGAAGAAGAGUCGUAUUCCUCUGGUCGUUCAUCAACGGUUUCAGAGAGUGAUGCGGAGUUUGACGUGAAGAGGAUCGGUUCAAUGCCGAGGCCCGCGAGCUUAAACGCGUUUGAUAUAAUAUCGUUUUCUUCGGGGUUUGAUUUAUCGGGGUUGUUUGAGGAAGGAGGAGAAGGGACGAGGUUUUUGUCAGGCGCUCCUGUUUCGGAGAUCAUAGCGAAGCUGGAGGAGAUUGCGAGGGUUGUUAGCUUUACGGUGAGGAAGAAGGAGUGGAGUUUGAGGUUAGAAGGGUGUAGGGAAGGUGCGAAGGGGCCGUUGACGAUUGGAGCUGAGAUAUUUGAGCUGACGCCGUCUCUUGUGGUGGUGGAGGUGAAGCAGAAGGGAGGAGAUAGAGAUGAGUAUGAAGAGUUUUGUAAUAAGAAACUCAGACCGGAGCUGGAGAAACUAAUGCAUAACCGAGGAGGAGAUAAAGGAAAAGGAGAUGUUGUUGUAGAAGAAGAAGCAAUGUGUUUGCCGUGUGAUACUGUAUAGUAAUACAAGGAAGGCUGAGAACAAAGAAUACAAGAAAUUAACAUUCUUUUGUUACUAUUGAGUCUAUUUAUUAUUUGUUAUAUGGUUAUGGUGCGGUAUUGGGAUGUUACAGAGGUUUUUAAGAUGCACUUCAAUCUAGGACAUCUCCGUAAUCUCCCAGUCUAUUUAUGUGUGAGUGUGUGUGUGUGUGUUUGUGUAAGUGUUACUGUAACGGUGAGUGAUAGGAAGAAGAGCGAAGGAAAAGAUACAAAAGGAUAUAUCUGAGUAAUUAGUCAGUUUUUGCUGGUUGCUUAUAGAGCCAGUUUUUUUUUGUCAGAUUGCUCAUAUAAUCUUGUAAAUACUUGUAACACAAGAUACGAGCUUAAUUGAAAUUCUUUCUCGGCCUUCCCCUAUUUAACUGUUUCGUGCGUCCUAAGCUAUAAUAUUUUGCUCCAUGAGAAUGAAGGUUUUAAGGUGCAAAGAUCUGCAUG
Messenger RNA from Brassica napus (rape), 2269 nucleotides. Its product is annotated as CBL-interacting serine/threonine-protein kinase 18. The record is from RefSeq and is a predicted model, not a curated record. Bases 225 to 1799 code for a protein of 524 amino acids. NCBI's taxonomy places the organism in Eukaryota, Viridiplantae, Streptophyta, Magnoliopsida, Brassicales, Brassicaceae. Gene Ontology annotation, molecular function: protein kinase activity; ATP binding. The transcript has a single exon. Gene Ontology annotation, biological process: signal transduction; protein phosphorylation.